Xyrauchen texanus (razorback sucker) is the source of this 1240-nucleotide messenger RNA. Its product is annotated as ceroid-lipofuscinosis neuronal protein 5-like. The record is from RefSeq and is a predicted model, not a curated record. Gene Ontology annotation, biological process: lysosome organization. Gene Ontology annotation, molecular function: hydrolase activity, acting on glycosyl bonds. The transcript has 4 exons. Gene Ontology annotation, cellular component: lysosomal membrane; lysosome. NCBI's taxonomy places the organism in Eukaryota, Metazoa, Chordata, Actinopteri, Cypriniformes, Catostomidae. Bases 26 to 1084 code for a protein of 352 amino acids.
UUAUUGUUCUUUAAAGCAAGGAUGUAUGUUAAAAAAGCAGCACAGCUGCGUCCGAAACAGCAAACUUAUGUUUCUGCGACCUUUUCCUGAGAUGAAAUAUUACAUGCAGAUAAUUUACCCUGUCCUUCAUUUAUGGAUUCUGUGGUUACUCGUUCCAGAAAACGCUUAUGGAAAACAAGUCUGGCCAGUGCCUUACAAGAGACUUGACAGGCGUCCAGAUGUGGAUCCCUACUGCCAGGCUUUAUACCCAUUCUGCCCCACUGGAGAUCCAGAUGGUCGGAUACCCUACAUGAAAGACUCUGACAUUAUCUAUGUGUUCAGAAUGCAGACUCCUGUGUGGGAGUUCAAAUAUGGCGACAUCUUGGGAAAGUUUCAUAUCAUGCACGAUGCCAUUGGCUUUGGAAGUGCAGACACCGGAAGAAACUUCACUAUGGAGUGGUACGAACUGUUUCAGCUUGGGAAUUGCACUUUUCCACAUGAAAGAGAGGAGAUGAGCGCUCCAUUCUGGUGUAACCAGGGAGCCGCAUGCUUCUUUGAGGGCAUAGAUGACAUACACUGGAAACAGAAUGGCACUCUAGAGAAAAUAGGACAGAUUUCAGGUGAGAUGUUUAAUAAGAUGGCUCGUUGGGUUCAGGAGGACAAUGAAACCGGUGUUUAUUAUGAGACUUGGACUGUUAAAUCGGACCCUAGGGACAACACCACAACGUGGUUUGAAUCCUAUGAUUGUUCUCAAUUUGUGCACCGCACAUAUAAGAAAUUAAUGGAGCUAGGUGCUGUGCUGUUUGUGCAAGCUCAAACAAAUUACACAAAGAUCUAUCUGUACAGCGGAGAGCCAAUGUAUUUGGGAAAUGACACUAUCUUUACAGAGUCUUCUACAAAAGAUCUCGCCAGAGAUAUCAAGAAGUUCUAUCACUCAUUUCGCCCUCACCAGUCAGUGUUGGAAGUCAUUUUGAGUCUGUUUGAAGCUUAUGAAAAGAUGGUCCUUGAGAGGACCUUUUAUUUGUACUACAACUUUGAAUAUUGGAAACUUCCAAUGAACUAUCCCUACUUCAGAAUAACCUAUGAGGAGAUUCCUUUACCCUAAUGAUCACAGUCUUUGCUGCUAAAUAAUAAAUGGUCAGUUUUUACUUUCUAUUUUAAUUUUGUAUGUUGUCUGGCAUCACCAGACAAAUGUUAUUAAAAUAUUGCAAUUGUUUUUAACUUUCUCAGAAUGUAGUGCUUUGUGUGAAUAUUUUUAAAU